Fundulus heteroclitus (mummichog) is the source of this 3580-nucleotide messenger RNA. RefSeq names its product glycerophosphocholine phosphodiesterase 1. The record is from RefSeq and is a predicted model, not a curated record. NCBI's taxonomy places the organism in Eukaryota, Metazoa, Chordata, Actinopteri, Cyprinodontiformes, Fundulidae. Gene Ontology annotation, molecular function: starch binding; glycerophosphocholine phosphodiesterase activity. Bases 415 to 2436 code for a protein of 673 amino acids. Gene Ontology annotation, biological process: glycerophospholipid catabolic process. The transcript is spliced from 20 exons.
CACCGGAUGUGUCUUGUCCGCCGAUGUUUAUUACAAAUUGCGCUAAGCCGAAGCGGCCAGUCUGGAAGCUUUGUCCCAGUUUUCGCGAGAGCCUUCGACUAAAAAGCGUUUAUGGGUGCGGGGUUUUCCUAAUUAUCCCCGGGCCUCGCGUCUGCAACCGAGAACCUCCGUGUUUCUUUCCCCGGCUAAAGCCGCCUCGAAUCGGGCGGCGGAUGAGCUGAGCGGCGAUGGCAGCGGUUGAGCCGGCUGGUCCGAGUUCCGUUCGCCCAGAAAGAUGCUUCUCAGCUGGAUAGAAGAGCCGGGCUUUGCCGUGUGAAUCCCUCCUCCGCAGUGCCGAGAAAAACACCGGGCCAGCGCAUUAGGAUUUAGGAAGCCUGUUUGCAUCGCCAGUCCCGGCGUGUGCCUGUUUCCACCAUGGAGACCACCCAGGUGACCUUGUCCAUCAGGGGGGAGACCUCUCCAGGUGAGGUGAUGGCUGUCGUCGGCAGCUGCGAGGCUCUGGGAAGCUGGAGCUAUCAGAAAGCUGUGACUCUGCAUCCUCUCGGCGACGUGGGGCACACAUGGACCGUGACGAUCUCGGUCCCCCGAGGGGUGGUUUCCACGUAUCGCUAUUUUAAGGGCCUCUUCCUGCAAUCCAAGAGUGCAGGUGGCCCAAGUCAAGUGGUAGUCAAUUUGUGGGAGACCCAUCAUCAGCCCCGCACGAUGAGCCCCACAGAUGCACAGCAGAAUAUUGAUGACGGGGAAUUUGGAUUUCACAAUGGGGUGAAAUGUGUUGACUCGGGGUGGCUGACCUGCCAGACAGACAUUCGCCUGCGCUUGCACUAUUCCAAGAGGCCCCCGGUGUCCAUCACCAAGAAGAAAUUCAAGAAGUCGCGCUUCAGGAUUAAACUUACACUAGAGGGCAUUGAAGAAGAGGAGGAGGAUGAAGAAGAGGACCUCAGUCCUUCCUCUUGGCACAAGAUGACCCCCACCCUGGAGAUCAGUUUGAUCACUGCCAACGGCUACAAGUCGCGACACUCGCAGCCCGAGUGCGGCUACGCCCUGGAUCCCUCUCAGUGGACCGAGUACAGCAUCCACACCAUGGACCCUGACAACCUGGAGCUCACCUUCGAGUUUUUUGAGGAGGACCUGAGCGAGCAUUUAGUCCAGGGAGACGUCCAUCCCGGACAGGUGGGCACCGCCUGCCUCCUCUCUUCCUCGUUCUUGGAGAACGGCAAAGACACCGGCGUGCUUAUGCUGCCCAUAAUGGGACGGAACUCCAGGCAGACGAUUGGGAAAGUCAGAGUGGAUUACCUGGUGAUCCGGCCCAUCCAGGGGCUGCAGUGGGACAUGAGCUCGUCGUACACGAAGCACUGGAAAAAAACAAGUACCGUGGAUGUGGGUCACAGAGGAGCCGGAAGCACACACGCUGCCAAACAUCACAAAGUCAGAGAAAACACGAUCGCUUCCUUCACAAGUGCUGCUAAGCACGGAGCAGCCUUUGUGGAGUUUGAUGUUCACCUCUCCAAGGAUGCCGUGCCCAUCGUCUACCACGACCUGACCUGCUGCAUCGCCACCAAGAAGAAAAACGCCCAGACCCUGGAGCUCAUCGAGGUCCCUGUCAAAGACCUGACUUUUGAUCAGCUGCAGCUCUUGAAGCUGGCCCAUGUCGCUGCCUUGAAAGGAAGCGAUGACAAAGACCUGCUGGACGACGAGGAGGAAAUCGAUGAACAUCAGCCGUUCCCCUCAUUAUCACAGAUCUUCCACGCCGUUCCGGAAAAUGUUGGUUUUAACAUCGAACUGAAAUGGAUCAGCCAAAUGAAAGACGGAACAUGGGACGGCAACCUGUCCUCGUAUUUCAACAUGAACACCUUCCUGGACAUUAUUCUGAACUGCGUUCUGGAGAACGCGGGGAAAAGGCGCAUCAUCUUCUCCUGUUUCGACCCAGAUAUCUGCACGAUGGUGCGACUCAAGCAGAACAAGUACCCCAUCCUUUUCCUGACUCAGGGGAUUUCAAAGAAGUAUCCUGAGCUGAUGGACAUUCGCUGUCAAACUACGCAAAUCGCUGUCAGCUUCGCUCAAAGCGAGAACAUUCUGGGAAUCAGCGCCCACACCGAGGAGCUGCUGAAGCACCUGAACUACAUCGAGGAGGCCAAGUCUAAAGGCCUGGUGGUGUUCAGCUGGGGAGACGACAACAACGAGCACGAAACCAGGAAGAAGCUGAGAGCGCAGGGGAUCGAUGGGCUCAUUUAUGACAGUAUCUGUGAUGUUCAAGGAGAGCAGCCAAACUUCUUCCAGGUAGAAGAGCAACACUCCCUGCAAGAGGUCAUCACAGAGGAGACCAUGAAGAGCUCCGCCUGCUCCUGCUACUCCAUUCCCUGCUCCGCAGUAACGUGCGUCGCCUCCAAGGUCCCUUGCGGAAGUGUGGAGUCCGAUUCUGGGCUCAGCUCUUCAUAGCAACCAACUACAUUUAGAUUUCAUUAGAUUGUUUGCACGUUGACACAGAAAAUGACCAAAAUAAGGUUAAUAAAAUUGACCCUCGUGUUUGCAGGAAAAAAAAAGGUAUUGGCCAGAUUUACAACUCGCUUCUCUGUGUGGGUUAAGUUUCCUUCUGUCCUCAGAUGUUCUGCCGCCAAUGAAUAAGUUGGAAAUUUAGCCAAAAACAUCAACAGACCAUGUAGGUGUACAGGUUUAGUCUCUCACUUCUGAACAGACCAGGUAAAACGUGACGUCACACAUACCGGUGCUCAGUUUUCAAGCCAGUGUGCUGGAUAAAGCUAAACAUGAUGCAGAUGUGACUUUACAAGUGUGACAGUCCAACAACUGGGGAAACAGUCAUCGUCUAUCAUGCUGAAAGUUGCUUUGUUUGCGUUUAUUUCCAUGCAUGUAGCCAUUACCUUAUGUUGCUCGUUGUCAUCUCAGACAGUAGAGCAACAGCGUGCCAUGAGUUUUUCUAAGUGGUGGAGUGAUGGGUCAAAUGUGGAUUCUGCAAAUUGCACAAAGUGAUGUUUAAUAAGAUGACGGUGCUGGUUUCCAUUAGUAUAUUUUAUUAUUUAUCUUUUUUCUAGUGGAGCGACUUGAUGCACUUUUAAAACCACCUUGGGAAGGAUUAACUUCCUCUUCAUGAAGUGUAGUUGAAAGCACUUGUUCCACAUUUUGAAAUCCUCAAACUUAACUUUGACUUUAGUUCAUGCUGGCUGUCUUAUUGUAUGUACUGUAUAAACCAGCUUCCCAUAUCCUUGACUUGAGAAAAAGCAGAAGAAUGUUUUGCAACAGUGCACAUGUAAACCACUGCCUUGGGGAUUUUCUUUUGUUUGGUUUAUAGUUUCAAGUCGGUCUUAAUAGCCUUGUGUAGAAAUAUUGGGAGUGUCUUUUCCCACCUCCUGGUGAAUCGAUGUCCCCUGAGCACCAAUUCUCUUUGCUCCAGAUUACACCUUCAUUUGUAAUGUGUUUGUACAGCAUCUAUCUCAUCUGCCCAUCUCUGAUCAACAGUGUAAAAGUUACCGCAUGCUUGCCUUGUAUGUGUAUGUAUAUGGAUGACUAACUGCACCAUUUGUAUAAUAUUAACUCAUGGAAUGUAAAUAAACUCAGACAUUUGCUA